UUGACAGGUCAGUGGGAGGAGCCGGAUGGGGCUGAAGAAUGCCGAGUCAUCGUGACGUAACCGCGUUCCGCCUGACGACAUCACGUGUGUGUAGAAGCACAGGAGGGCGUUCUAUGUUCAACAGAGCAGACUGAGAGACUGAGAGGAGCAGCAGCAGACUGGUUUGGCAACCACGACCUAACAACCUCAUCCCAUCACAGAGCUGCUGCACACAGAACGAGAGGAUAGCUCAGUAACUCAUCUUGGAGGAGCAGAAACACCAGCAGCAGCUCUCUCCUCGUGUGCUUUACCGAGCUAACACACACUUAGCAGGUGAUGAGCAGAGAGGCCUGCUUCUUCUGCAUGCCUCUCUAAGGUUACCGACAGGACACACAGCUUGUUACAGCAACGAGACCCUCUGCAGCCUCUGAACUCUCUGACAGCACCUAAAGGAUCCAGACUCUGCACCCUGAGAGCACCCAGACUUUAUGCAAGCUCCAUGCUGGCUAGUUAGCUAGCUGACUGCUUUGUGUGUGUGUGUCGUCUCUGUGUGUCUGUGUUGUGUGUGUGUGUGCAAUGGGUUUACUGUCACAGGGGUCUCCUCUGAACUGGGAAGAAACCAAGAAGUAUGCAGAUCACAUCAGGAAGCAUGGUAUCAUCCAGUUCCUCAACAUCUACAACAAGCUGAAGGAGAGGCAGAAGGAUGUGUUGAAAUGGGGCGAUGAGGUCGAGUACAUGCUGGUGGAGUUGGAUGACAAGGAUGAAAAGGUUCGGCUCGUCCUGAACGGCGAAGAUGUUUUGAAGUCUCUCCAGGACCAGGGUGAAAACAUAAACCCCAAUCACCCCACGCUUUGGAGACCAGAAUAUGGCAGCUACAUGAUUGAAGGAACUCCAGGGCAGCCGUACGGCGGGACGAUGUCAGAGUUCAACACUGUGGAGGGCAACAUGGGGAAGAGACGGCGAGAGGCCUCGUCUGUCCUGAACCCGAAUGAAACCCUCUGCACCAUCACCUCAUUCCCAAGGUUAGGUUGCCCAGGUUUCACCAAACCAGAACACCGACCGACCCCUGUUGAAAAGGGAGUGUCAAAGUCACUGUUUUUCCCAGAUGGAGCCAUCAACAGUCAUCCGAGAUUCAGCACCCUUACCAGAAACAUACGUCACAGAAGAGGCGAGAAAGUCGUGAUUAAUGUGCCAAUCUUCAAAGACAAGUGCACUCCAUCUCCGUUUGUGGAGGAGUUUCCUGAAGACGAUGGUGAAGGAGCGAGGGCGGCUCUGCCCGAUCAUAUCUACAUGGACGCCAUGGGCUUCGGCAUGGGCAACUGCUGUUUGCAGGUGACAUUCCAAGCUUGUAGCAUUGAUGAGGCAAGAUACCUUUAUGACCAACUAGCAACGUUCUGCCCCAUAGUGAUGGCGUUGAGUGCGGCCUCGCCCUUCUACAGAGGCUUUGUGUCAGAUAUUGAUUGUCGCUGGGGGGUUAUUUCUGCCUCGGUGGAUGACAGGACACCAGAGGAACGCGGGCUCAAGCCUUUGAAAAAUGACAAAUACAGGAUCUUCAAGUCGAGAUACGAUUCAAUCGACAGCUACCUGUCUAGCUGUGGUGAGAAGUACAACGACAUUGAUUUGACGAUAGAUGAGGAGAUCUACAAGCAGCUGCUCGGCGCAGGAAUUGACAAGCUGAUGGCCCAACACAUAGCGCACCUCUUCAUCCGAGAUCCACUCUCUGUCUUUGAGGAGAAAAUCCACUUGGAUGAUGAAAACGAGUCCGAUCACUUUGAGAACCUCCAGUCGACCAACUGGCAGACGAUGAGGUUCAAACCUCCACCUCCCAACUCGGAUAUCGGCUGGAGAGUAGAGUUCCGCCCCAUGGAGGUGCAGCUAACCGACUUUGAAAACGCUGCAUAUGUGGUCUUUGUCGUGCUGCUCACCAGAGUGAUCUUGUCCUAUAAGCUGGACUUUCUGAUCCCUUUGUCAAAGGUUGAUGAAAACAUGAAGGUCGCACAGAAGAGAAACUCUGUGCAGGAGGGCAUGUUUUACUUCAGGAAGGACAUCUUCAAAGGCUGCAACCCGGGACUCGAUGGCACAGCCUCGGCUGAGAACGGCUUGGAGACCGACGGCGCUAAUGAGGACUACACGCUGAUGAGUAUCGACACAAUCAUCAAUGGAAAGGAGGGAGUAUUUCAAGGGCUCAUCCCGAUCCUUAACUGCUAUCUAGAAAACAUGGAAGUGGAUGUGGACACCAGGUGCACCAUUUUGAACUAUCUGAAGCUCAUCAAGAAACGUGCCUCAGGUGAACUGAUGACCAUGGCCAAGUGGAUGAGGGAAUUCGUUGCCAAGCACCCGCAGUACAAGCAGGACAGCGUCCUAACCGACAAGAUCAACUACGACCUCUUCAGGAAAUGCGACAGGAUUGCGAAAGGCGAAGAGCAGUGCCCGGAGCUCAUCGGAAACCCAGUUAACAGGUUCAAAUGA
Messenger RNA from Sebastes umbrosus (honeycomb rockfish), 2448 nucleotides. RefSeq names its product glutamate-cysteine ligase, catalytic subunit (gene gclc). The record is from RefSeq and is a predicted model, not a curated record. The transcript is spliced from 17 exons. Bases 556 to 2448 code for a protein of 630 amino acids. NCBI's taxonomy places the organism in Eukaryota, Metazoa, Chordata, Actinopteri, Perciformes, Sebastidae. Gene Ontology annotation, biological process: glutathione biosynthetic process. Gene Ontology annotation, cellular component: glutamate-cysteine ligase complex. Gene Ontology annotation, molecular function: glutamate-cysteine ligase activity.